AUGGCGUGGAAAACUUAUUUUGGAUUUCUGAUUAUUUUACUGGUGAAAGAGACAGCCUCGGAAGAUCCGUGUAAGGAAUCACCACAUGCUGUUACAGCCUGCGAAACUGUUGUUGAUGUUAAAAGGCAGUUGUUUAUACCAAUUAAUAAUACAAUUGGUGAUGGUUGCCAGUGUACUGUCGAAUUGGUUUCAAUAACAGAAGAUCCAUUUACUGACAAAGUUGAAACCAAAUUCCUUGAUAUUAAUGAAUGUGGAUUUAACGCAUCAACUGAAUUAGAUGGGGUCUUAGAAACACUGACAUGUGACAAUUCUCUGGUAACCAAGGAUAUGGAAACAGGAGAUGAGAUGAUAUAUAGAUUUACUGGUAGAUCUGAUGCAGAUGUUACUGUUUGUCUACAGAUAGUUCCACAAAGUGCUAAUUCGAGAGUAAAUAUCAGCUGUGCAGACCAGAUUACAGAUCCCAACACAGCAUCAUCAACACUUUCAUUACCGACCACUUCAUCAACUUCACAAACGCCACCAUCAACAUCAACAGCUUCAUCAACAUCAAAAUCAACAGCUCCAUCAACAUCAAAAGCUCCAUCAAAAGUUCCAUCAACAUCACAAGCGCCUCCACCAAGGACCGCGGGAUCGUUAUUUCAUACAUCAUCAAGUUCUCCCGAACAAACAACAAAAUCAACGCCAGAUGAUUAUGGUGUUAACGGUCCAAAGUCAACAACUUUUAAACCAAAUGCGGAUAAACCAGAUAUUACAUUCAUAAUUAUAUUAAUUGGAUCAUGUGUCGGUGGAUUUUUGUUAAUAUUACUCAUUAUUCUAAUUACAUGGUGUAUCAUCUAUCGGAGAAGGAAGAAGCGAUAUGAAGCUAAGAAGGCUUUGCCGAAUAAUGAGGCUGAUCAUCAUAGUUUAGAAGGUAUUCAAUUUGAAAAUGAACUGUUUAUCUUGGCGAAUAAAGAUGAGGGUAAAGAGGACAGCAAACAAACUGAUGCUAAUGACAAGCCUAUUAUUUAUCAAUCACCUCAAAAAUGUGAUGUGAGCCCAGGCGACCAACUUCCAGAUAUCGUAAAACCAUCUGAGAAUGGAGUUAAGAAAGUGAAUUUUGAUGUAGUAUGUGAUCCAAUUGCGGAAUUACCAGAAGAAUCUGUGACCGAGUUUAAAACUGAUACCAUUUUAAUGAAUGACGCAAUGAUUAAUACUAUGACUGGUCGAAUACAAUUGUGA
Messenger RNA from Lottia gigantea (owl limpet), 1218 nucleotides. RefSeq lists its product as hypothetical. Bases 1 to 1218 code for a protein of 405 amino acids. The transcript has 6 exons. Lineage: Eukaryota; Metazoa; Mollusca; Gastropoda; Lottiidae. The record is from RefSeq and is a predicted model, not a curated record.